Messenger RNA from Mirounga angustirostris (Northern elephant seal), 1191 nucleotides. RefSeq names its product lipase family member N (gene LIPN). The transcript is spliced from 9 exons. Bases 1 to 1191 code for a protein of 396 amino acids. Gene Ontology annotation, molecular function: hydrolase activity, acting on ester bonds. Gene Ontology annotation, cellular component: intracellular membrane-bounded organelle. Lineage: Eukaryota; Metazoa; Chordata; Mammalia; Carnivora; Phocidae. The record is from RefSeq and is a predicted model, not a curated record. Gene Ontology annotation, biological process: lipid metabolic process.
AUGUGGCUGGUUUUAACAACAACCUGUUGUUUGAUCUGUGGAACUUUAAGUGCUGGUAGAUUCUUUAAUUUGGAAGAAGAAGCGAAUCCUGAAGUGUGGAUGAAUAUUAGUGAGAUCAUCACCUAUAAUGGCUACCCCAGUGAAGAGUAUGAAGUCAUCACUCAGGAUGGGUACAUCCUCAGCGUCAACAGAAUUCCUCAUGGACGAAAAGAUGCCAGGAGCCCAGGGCCCCGGCCAGUGGUAUAUAUGCAACAUGCCUUAUUUGCAGACAAUGCCUCUUGGCUGGAGAAUUUUGCCAAUGGCAGCCUUGGAUUCCUUCUAGCAGAUGCAGGUUAUGAUGUCUGGAUGGGAAACAGCCGGGGGAACACUUGGUCAAGAAGACACACAACACUCUCAGUGACUGAAGAAAAAUUCUGGGCCUUUAGUUUCGAUGAGAUGGCCAAAUACGACCUCCCAGGAAUCAUAGACUUCAUUGUAAAUAAAACUGGUCAGGAAAAGCUGUAUUUCAUUGGGCAUUCACUUGGCACUACAAUAGGGUUUGUAGCCUUUGCCACCAUGCCCGAACUGGCACAGAGAAUCAAAAUGAAUUUUGCCUUGGGUCCUGUGGUCUCAUUCAAAUAUCCCACGGGCACUUUUACCAGUUUUUUUCUACUUCCAAAUUCUGUAAUCAAGGGUAUUUUUGGUACCAAAGGUAUAUUUUUACAGACGGGAAGGGAACAUUCCCUCAAACUCUGCAACAAUAAAAUAUUAUGGGUGAUAUGUAGUGAAUUCAUGUCCUUAUGGGCUGGAUCCAACAAGAAAAAUAUGAAUACGAGUCGAAUGGAUGUGUAUAUGUCACAUGCUCCCACUGGAUCAUCAAUGCAGAACAUCCUGCAUAUAAAACAGCUUUACAGAUCUGAUGAAUUCAGAGCUUAUGAUUGGGGAAGCGAAGCUGAGAACAUGCAUCACUAUAAUCAGAGCCGUCCCCCGCUCUAUGACUUGACCACCAUGAAGGUGCCUACUGCUAUGUGGGCUGGUGGCCAUGAUGUCCUUGUGACGCUCCAGGAUGUGGCCAGGGUAAUCCCCCAAAUCGGGAAUCUCCAGUACUUCGACCUCUUGCCUGACUGGAAUCACUUCGAUUUCAUCUGGGGCAUGGACGCUCCUCAGCGGAUGUAUAGUAAAAUCAUAGCCUUGAUGAAGUCAUACUCCUGA